Molecule: messenger RNA, 2452 nt
Organism: Juglans microcarpa x Juglans regia
Lineage: Eukaryota; Viridiplantae; Streptophyta; Magnoliopsida; Fagales; Juglandaceae
Product: IQ domain-containing protein IQM6-like
Exons: 6
Coding region: 54-2057 (667 amino acids)
Source: RefSeq, a predicted model, not a curated record
UUUUUCGUUUGAGAUCUUGGUUAUUUGCAUAUAAGGACAUCCCACUUGAUUAGAUGGGGAUAUCAUUAUAUAGUCCAUCCUCAGACCCUGAUGAUGAGGAUCGUCGCUUCGAAGCUUUUCUUCUAAGCUCAGUCGGUUUUCGGGACAGACGUACGAGGAAUCCAUUGCGAUCAGUUAGUUAUAAUGGCCGUGAUUCAGCUUCCACCAUGAAAAAAUCAUCUAGAUCGAGAAAGAUGGUGUUUGAGGCAUCGCUUAGCUUUAAAGGCAGGGGGUUAGAGACCAUGUUUUCAUUCAGAACUCCUGCAGCAGAGAUGGAAAACAAAGUCUUUCGUAGAUGUAUGAGCUCCAAGACUAAUUAUUCUACAGACCAAUUGCAAAGAUCAGAUAACUUGUCCGAGGAAAAAUACCAAUCACCAUUGUCGCAUCGAAAGAAACUCAAGUGCCAGGCUGCAUUGAAGUUGCAGAAAGUGUACAGGAGUUUCCGAACUAGGAGACAGCUUGCAGAUUGUGCAGUUCUUGUGGAGCAGAGAUGGUGGAAGCUGCUCGAUUUUGCUGAACUGAGGCGGAGCUCUGUUUCAUUUUUUGACAUCGAGAAACCUGAGACUGUGUCUUCACGUUGGCUAAGGGCAAGGACUAGAGCUGCCAAGGUAGGGAAAGGAUUAUCAAAGGCUGAAAAGGCUCGUGAACUUGCUUUACAACAUUGGCUUGAGGCAAUUGAUCCCCGCCAUCGAUAUGGCCAUAAUCUUCAAUUUUAUUAUGUGAAAUGGCUCCAUUGUGAGAGUAAACAGCCCUUCUUCUACUGGCUCGAUAUUGGAGAAGGAAAAGACAUCAAUCUUGAGAGAUGUCCCCGUUCAAAGCUUCAGCGACAGUGCAUCAAAUAUCUUGGUCCAGCAGAAAGGAAGGCUUAUGAAGUUGUGGUGCAGGAAGGGAAAUUUAUCUACAAGCAGAGUGGGAAACUCCUAGACACCACAGGAGGACCCAAAGAUGCGAAGUGGAUCUUUGUCCUUAGCACAUCCAAGAUCUUGUAUGUUGGGUUGAAGAACAAGGGCACAUUUCAACACUCCAGUUUCUUGGCAGGUGGAGCCACAUUGUCUGCUGGAAGAUUGGUCGUGGAAUAUGGCACUCUGAAGGCAGUUUGGCCUCACAGUGGGCAUUAUCAACCAACAGAAGAAAAUUUUCAGGAAUUAAUGUUGUUUCUUAAGGAACACAAUGUAGACCUCACCAGUGUAAAGGUAGAACAUGCUGAAUUUGCUUCUCAUAUUUUUCAUGAAGUUGACAUCUUUGUUAGCCUGAGUUUAAAUUUUUUUACCACGCAAAUUCUGAUGCUCUUCUUUCUUUCUUUACAACAGAAAAGCCCAUGUGAAGAGCAAGAAGAAGUCCCUACCAACAAGACCGACGACUUUUGCCUUCAAAGAAGUCUAACAGAAGCAAAUUUAUAUCAGCAUACUGAACCAAUGAGUGAAUACUUCUUGGCUCAAAAGUGCGUAGAUCCCAGACAUCAGCCUUCUAAUGUUGCUGAAAAUCCAGAACCAUUCAUGUCAAGAUUGCCACGAGAAUUAGGCUCAAAAAUAGUCAGACUUGAAAUACCAAACCGACGCGAUGUAUUUGACAUUCUGGAGAAGGAAUCACUUCAACAAAGUUGCCACACUCACCCUUUAGAAGAUGGUUAUGAGACAGCAAAAGAAUCGUUUUUGUCAGAGGAAGAUUUCAUGGUUCCUAAACUGAACUUGUUUCAUGGAGAUCGAGAAGAAGAUGAACUGCCCAUUCCAAAGGAAAAAAUCAUGCAGAGGAUAGAUUCGCAUAAAGGAAUGAGGUCAUAUCAGUUGGCUCGGCAAUUAUCGAGUAGAUGGGCAACCGGAGUCGGGCCACGGAUUAGUUGCAUGAGAGACUAUCCUUCUGAGCUUCAGUUCCAGGUUUUAGAGCAAGCCAAUUUGUCUCCAAGAUCAGGAAGUGUUAAUGCAUCCCCCCGGGCCUCAACCCACUUGAGCCCAAAGGUUCUAAUUUCAACUUCUUUGUGUAGAGAGACAACUGCAGACAGAUGUUCCCUUGCUCCAUAGCAACUGAUACUGUCUAAAACAGAAACACCAUAGACUAAGUUUAGAUGAAACCACAAUACAAAAAGAAUGAUAGGGUAGAAAUCACGAUAUACGAAUUAUUUUGCCUUCUUCCUGUACAUGUGUUUGAUAGAUUAUGGUGGAAUUAGAAUCGGACUGACAGGGUUUUGCAAGAUAUGCUGCCCUUCAAUCUUAAAGGAGACUCAUUUCAAUUCUUUCAAUUGUCUGUCAUGAUUGAUUUACUGAAAUCACAAAACAGAAGACCAUAAAUCAUAUCACUGAGAUAGAAAGUGUUUCGUCUUUUCUUUUGGGUAAAAAACAAAAAAAAACAAAAAAAAAAAAAACAAAAAUGGUUAGUGUAACAUUUUGCAGAUUACACUACAAAAAAUCCGCCAAAU